AUUCACGCCUGCAUCCUACUCCCGCAUCCAUCGCUACCCCGACGCCUCCACGAGCAUGAUCAUCGCCGCCCUCUCCCCGCCCCGCCGCCUUCCUUCCAUGCCAUCAUCAUGAGCAACGACGGCAUCCCCGACGACGAGGUCGUCGCCCUCACAAAGGCCGCCUUCGCCCAGUCUCGUGAAGACAUCAACAAACGUGCCCAAGCCGCCGAUCCCACUGCUGCCCGCGAGCAGCUCCAGAACCAGCCCGGCAUCACCAUCGACCUCGGCCACAAAUACAUCGCCCGCCUGCCAGACGAGGUCAUUGAUGUGAUCCGCCUCGAGAUUGAGAGGCUUGCCCUCUCCCACAACCUCCUGAGCACCCUGCCAAGCCGUCUCAUAGAAUGCAAGCGCCUUCGUUACCUCAACGUUCGCUACAAUGCCAUGCGCGAGAUUCCCGAAGCCAUAUUACAAAUGACGUCGCUGGAGAUCCUCGACGUGAGCAGGAACAAGAUCCGAGCCAUUCCCCAGCAGAUUGCCAACCUUACCUCCCUUAAAGUACUUGCUAUCGCAAAGAACAAGAUCGAGGUUCUUCCGGCCUGCCUGGGUGAAAUAAAUAGUUUGCAGGUCUUGAAGCUGGACGGCAAUCCUCUCUCCUUCCCCCCACCCGAAGUUUACACCCUGAACACAAAGGCACCUCUGCCUGCCAACGACAAUGAGAGAGAUGCUGUUAUUGCAACCCAAGUCAAAAAGUUCAUGCGUCAGCACAUGAAUAAAGAGAAGCAGCGCGUAGAGCUCGAAAGACUCAAGAUCGAGUCAUCUAGUGACGAAAGCUGGUCCGAAACCAAUCCAGAAACCCCACGCCCCUCCCGACGUAUCAAUGGCGGCAGAUUUCCCGUCAAGCCUAGCAUUGGAAGUGUUGAUGGUUUUACCGAAAGCCGCGCAGAUUCUCCCGGCAUAGCCCCGCCCAUUCCCCCUCGAGCGCAUUCCCGAGUUGCUUCUCAAACGAACGGAGGUCCUCGCAGGCCCAACCUAACGCCAUUAAUAUUAACAAAUGGUAUCAACGAAAGAAAUCGAAGCCAGAGUGAUGGCAGCGGUUCUGGAAGUCAUCGACUGAAACGCAUGGGAUACCAUGCUGGUAAGGGCUCAGAGUUGGGAUCCGUGGAUGAAUAUGAAAGGACAAAACACUUCCGCAAUUUCAGCCAAGGAUAUCCGUUCGCCAGCAGCAAUCGGGCCAGUGGUAUGUCAGGGCCGGCCACGGCUAUGGGUUAUGGUGACAGCGGUACUGUUCGAUCUCUUGCCAACCGACCGCUAUCUGAUGUUCGCGAAAACAAGCGAGGCUCUCAAGCACCCGAUAUUGUUGUGGAGGCCUCCAGGAAUUUUCUGUACGCCAUGUCCCAGUUACACGAUCCAAUAUCGCACAUGAUGCGCUGUAUGAAACGCACUGCCCGGACCAAGGAGGAUUUGCGACGAAAAGAGAAUUUCUAUCAGCGCUACUCGGCCACCUACUUGAAUGUAAGGGCUCUGAGCGAGAUUCUUCUUCGGUUCGAUAGCCUUGCAGAGGAAGAUGAAGAGGAUGCACAGAAACUCUCAAAGUCUAUAUAUCAGUACGCUGUGAGAUGUCUCGACUCUUUUCUUGCCAUCAGCCUAUCAGUGGCUGAAAAUCGCAUCGAAAUCACCGCAAAUGCCGAUCCACGUAUUGUGCGGUCAUUCCUCUUUCUCCAGCAAGGAACCUUGAUUGAAAUGAGGAACGCGUGCCAGAUAUUGGGCGCUGAGUUUCGUGAUGAGUUCCGGGAGCCACCACAGAUGUCCCGCGCCUCCAAUAAUACUAGCGUCGACAAUGUGACUGCUGUACGCACUCGCCGGCCUCUGACUCUUCGGAAAUAUCAACAACCGUCUCCUCAAAGAAACGGUGGAUACCAGGCACCACCCCCGCCUGUGGUACUGCACAGCAACGACAGCAGCAGGACAAAUACUCUGACGAGCAUGACUAGUGCCACCCCCCGAUCAGGCGAAUCAUUCUCGACCUUGGGCACCGCCAUGUCACGGACCAACACUUUGACCAGCACGUUUGAACAAGCAGACGACGAUGCUCAGUUCGAAAGGAUAUACUCCAAAGUUAGAAUGGCUUGUGAGAACUGCCAGACGUCCAUUCCACGGAUACUGGGAACCCUCAGAGCCACAUAUGAGCAAUUACGAAGGGACUUCGAUUCCGAGCACCCUCGUCUCAAGGCUCUAGCCAGCAUGAUCGAGAGAAGCUAUGAUGUACAGCAGACAUCUGCUCCGUUGUACGAUCGAUUGAAUCGAAUGCAAUUGGGCGAUAGCGAUUCCCGUGAUCAGCCUGAAUUCUGGCAACAGUGUAUGGGAUUCAUCAAGGCGUGGGGCGAACUAGCAGCUGCUAUGACUGGGCAAGGGAGGAAUAUGAAGCUCCUGAGCUCUGAUGUCAAACAGAUGAUGAAGCCUCUUCACAAGAUAGUCAAAGAAGCCAGUGUCGCCAUUAGCGAUUCGCCUUGGUCCAACCUGACUUCUAGCACUCCAGGGAUCGUAUCCUCGCUUUCUUCUUAUACCUCCAGAACCCAGCCACCAAAGUUCCUCAACAAGCCAACCCUGUCAUAUGGCGGAGGUUCUUCUUUCCCUGGCCCUAUCAAUACAUCUAUCACUUCGGUCUCAUCGGCCUUCUCGCAGCCUUAUACUGGGACCAGUCUUGGGUCGCAAGGUUCUGGGGGUUACAUUACCCCCGUGCCAGCAACACCGCUCAGUGCGGCAUUGGGGGCAGCUGCACAAGCAACUGUCCCAAACCCACACACACCGAACCCCCUUGGCCUUGCGCCAACGAAUACAAUAAGUUUCAACGAACGCGCCGACAGGUAUCUGAGUCAAACAGCCCGACGCCAUUAG
Periconia digitata is the source of this 2874-nucleotide messenger RNA. The record is from the annotation of a GenBank genome assembly. Lineage: Eukaryota; Fungi; Ascomycota; Dothideomycetes; Pleosporales; Periconiaceae.